This is a messenger RNA of Kwoniella shivajii, 681 nucleotides long. RefSeq lists its product as uncharacterized. Gene Ontology annotation, molecular function: hydrolase activity. The record is from RefSeq and is a predicted model, not a curated record. Lineage: Eukaryota; Fungi; Basidiomycota; Tremellomycetes; Tremellales; Cryptococcaceae. The coding region runs from base 1 to 681 and encodes 226 amino acids. The transcript has 2 exons.
AUGUUCAUCUCAAUCUCCACCGUACUCCUGUGUCUUCUUGGUCCGGCUGUUGCCUCCCCAGUUCUCGUCGAUCGAGCUGUAUCAUCCACAUGUCCAAAAUAUACCCUCAUCAAUACUCGAGGUACCGGUGAAAGGCAAGGUGAAUCUUCUGGAUUCACUACCAUGAAUGCUCGAAUCCUAGCUCAGCUUCCUGGUGGCGAUAUCUACAAUACUGUCUAUGCGGCCGGUUUCAAUCAAGACUCCUCGGCAGCUGGUGCAGAUAUCGUAAAGAAGAUAAACUCUACACUUCAAACUGAUCCUGCCCACUGCUUUAUCCUUCAAGGGUAUUCUCAAGGAGCAGCAGGAACCACCAAUGCCCUUUCAAAAUUGACUGGAGCUUCCUUCAACGCCGUCAAGGGUGUCUUCCUCAUCGGGAAUCCCGAACACCGAUCUGGCUUAGCAUGCAACGUCGAUACUAAGGGAGGCACAACCACGAAAAACGUUAAUGGACUUUCCUACAAACUUGGUGGUAUUCCCGCCAAUUGGGUUAACAAAACACUUGAUGUUUGCAAUUAUGGUGACGGCGUCUGUGACACCGCACAUGGAUACGGCAUCACCGUUCAACAUCUGGCUUAUCCUCGUGAUGCUAGUACCCAAAAUCAAGGUACUGCCUUUGCCCUCAAGCAGCUUGGCGCCGCAUAA